Molecule: messenger RNA, 2031 nt
Organism: Brassica rapa (field mustard)
Lineage: Eukaryota; Viridiplantae; Streptophyta; Magnoliopsida; Brassicales; Brassicaceae
Product: serine/threonine-protein kinase PBS1
Biological process (GO): protein phosphorylation
Molecular function (GO): ATP binding; protein kinase activity
Source: RefSeq, a predicted model, not a curated record
CAACAGGUUAUAGAACCAAUUAUCAAUUAUAGUUUUAACCAUUUUUCUUGUCAUGCCAAAUAUUACAACACGAAUCCUUCAAAUUGAUAUAUACAUUCCACCGGUUUUGCUAUUUGCUUGUAACAUAUUAUUUGCUAUUUUUUUUUAUAACUAGUAGCAAUGAAAUCGAUUUUUUUAAAAAAUGUCGGUGAUAGUGAUACAAAAAAGGUAUGAAUCACACAUAAAAAGUUGACAACAAAAUAAAAACGCAAUUCUGCUUUAUCACAGUGGAUUAAAAAAAGAAGAAACAAAUUUGAAAAUUAUCUUGUCUUGACCCAGACAAAUCAUUGUAAUAGAAAAUUAAAUAUUUGCAGAAAUAAGUUUUUCUUUUUUUUGUUGCACUAAAAAGGAAGUUUUGUUUCCUUGAAUGGAAACUUAUCUCCGUCAACAAGAAAAAAGUUUCUGGCUUUUUCGUUCUUGUUCAAAGGGACUUUGCAAGUUUUUGAUUACUAUCCUUCAUCCCUUGUGUGGAAACUUUGAGUGGAAGAAGAGAUGGGUUGUUUCUCGUGUUUUAAUUCGAGUGAAGAUGAGAAGCUGAACCCAGUUGAGGAAUCAUCCAAGCCUCAGAAACAAUCACAAACGAUAGUAUCCAAUAACUUCUCUACACUUCCUUCAGUGAUGUUUCAGGUGGGGAGAAGCUUAGUUCAAAGAGCAAUGUAAGGUCAAAAAGAGAGCUACUUCUUCCAAGAGAUGGGUUUGAGCAAAUUGCUGCUCAUACAUUUGCUUUCCAUGAGCUCGUUGCUGCAACUAUGGACUUUCAUCCCGACACUUUCUUAGGCGAAGGUGGUUUCGGAUGUGUCUACAAAGGAAGGCUUGAAACCACCGGUCAGGUUGUUGCUGUGAAACAAUUAGACAGGAACGGUCUACAAGGUAACAGAGAGUUUCUUGUAGAAGUUCUCAUGCUCAGCCUUCUUCAUCAUCCCAACUUAGUCAACCUUAUUGGUUACUGUGCUGAUGGAGAUCAACGCCUCUUGGUCUAUGAGUUUAUGCCCUUGGGAUCAUUGGAAGAUCACCUCCACGAUCUUCCACCAGAUAAGGAGGCAUUAGAUUGGAACAUGAGAAUGAAGAUAGCUGCUGGUGCAGCCAAAGGUUUGGAGUUUCUACAUGACAAAGCAAACCCUCCGGUUAUCUAUAGAGAUUUCAAGUCAUCAAACAUUCUACUGGGCGAAGGUUUCCACCCAAAGCUUUCUGAUUUUGGACUUGCUAAACUCGGACCAACGGGAGACAAGUCUCAUGUCUCCACUAGAGUCAUGGGAACCUAUGGAUACUGUGCUCCAGAGUACGCGAUGACCGGGCAGUUGACUGUUAAAUCAGAUGUCUACAGCUUCGGUGUGGUGUUUCUGGAGCUCAUUACCGGUAGAAAAGCAAUAGACAGUGAGAUGCCUCAUGGAGAACAGAACCUAGUGGCUUGGGCUCGUCCAAUGUUCAACGACAGGAGAAGGUUUAUAAAACUGGCGGAUCCUAAGUUAAAGGGGAGGUUUCCAACACGAGCACUGUAUCAAGCAUUAUCUGUGGCUUCAAUGUGCAUCCAAGAGGAGGCGGCUACACGUCCUCCUAUAGCAGAUGUGGUGACUGCAAUCUCAUAUCUUGCAAACCAAGCUUAUGAUCCAAACAAGAAUGAUAGAGGGGGAAGGAACGAUGAAGGAGGUGGCAAGUUUGAUCUAGAAGGUUCGGAGAAGGAAGAUUCACCGAGAGAGACGGCUAGGAUAUUGAACCGAGACACUGAUAGGAAGCGUGCGGUCGCAGAGGCUAAAAUGUGGGGAGAGAGUUCGAGGGAGAAGCGAAGACAGAGUGAGAAACGAACUUCAGAGAGCAACAGUACCACCGGUUAGGGUUUUGAUACUUUUUUGGUCUUAUUUAUUUUGAAACAUAGAAAGAAAAAAACAUUGUGACAAAGAGUUGACGAUGUACAUUAUAUAUGUGAUGUUGCAACAUGGGCCAAAGUGGGACUCUAAUUUUUAAUAACAAAGCUCUAAUUGAAGAUUCUGGAGA